AAACAACAAUAUUUGACUUAGAUUUUCUUGCCUUCUGCAUAUUUGUUCAGAUACAACAUCAAGUUAAAUGAUGCAAUUCUUGCAGAGGAGCAACAUUUGCCUAUGUAUGAUGAGUUGGCUUCUAAACAUAAUGCGGAAUAUAUUGCUGGAGGCGCCACUCAGAACUCAAUUAGGGUUGCACAGUGGAUGCUUCAAAUUCCUGGCGCGACUAGCUAUAUGGGUUGCAUUGGGAAAGACAAAUUUGGAGAGGAAAUGAAGAAAAAUGUUAAAGAAGCAGGUGUAAAUGCUCAUUAUUAUGAGAAUGAAACUACCCCAACGGGUACUUGUGCUGUCUGUGUUGUUGGCGGUGAGAGGUCCCUCAUUGCAAAUUUGUCUGCAGCAAAUUGCUACAAAUCAGACCAUCUAAAAAGGCCAGAAAAUUGGAAAUUAGUUGAGAAAGCAAAGUACAUCUAUAUUGCUGGAUUUUUCCUUACAGUCUCACCAGAGUCCAUACUCCUUAUUGCUGAGCAUGCUGCUGCAAAAUACAAGGUGUUUUCGACGAAUCUAUCAGCUCCUUUCAUUUGUGAGUUCUUCCGUGAUGCACAGGAUAAAGUUUUUCCAUACGUUGACUAUAUCUUUGGAAAUGAGACUGAAGCCAGAACAUUUGCCAGAGUUCGUGGAUGGGAGGUAAUGAUAUUACAUACUCUCUAUUCUCACAUACAUUCCACCCAAUUCUCAUGUAUUUGCAUAUCUAACACCUAAACUUUGAUUUU
Messenger RNA from Phalaenopsis equestris, 752 nucleotides. RefSeq names its product adenosine kinase 2-like. Lineage: Eukaryota; Viridiplantae; Streptophyta; Magnoliopsida; Asparagales; Orchidaceae. The record is from RefSeq and is a predicted model, not a curated record. Gene Ontology annotation, molecular function: adenosine kinase activity. The transcript is spliced from 9 exons. Gene Ontology annotation, cellular component: nucleus; cytosol. Bases 103 to 741 code for a protein of 212 amino acids. Gene Ontology annotation, biological process: purine ribonucleoside salvage.